Molecule: messenger RNA, 693 nt
Organism: Diatraea saccharalis (sugarcane borer)
Lineage: Eukaryota; Metazoa; Arthropoda; Insecta; Lepidoptera; Crambidae
Source: the annotation of a GenBank genome assembly
AUGCGGCCUGUGGACAGCGGUAGUAUUGAAUGUAUUUUUGGGAAUGGCCGUCGCUUACGGUAUGCUGUUGAUCUUGUAAUCACAAUUGAUUUAUUUGGGUCAUGCUGCGUAUACCAAGUCAUCAUAGCGAGAACCAUCAAACAACUUGUAGAAGGGACAGACGAUGUCAGCAUGGAAGGGAAUCCACCAAUCAGGGUUUAUAUUAUAGCACUCCUGAUACCCUGUAUACUUCUCUGCAUGAUACUAUCGUUGAAAUAUCUCGCGCCGUUCUCAUUGGUUGCAGAUGCUUUCAUAGGUAUGGCUAUUGUGGUAUCAAUGGUGAUGAUAGUGGGCUUCUUUGGGUACUGGGGCUUUGGUGAGAAGAGUAAGUCUCCAGUAACCGUAAACUUUCCUUGGGAAACAUUUCCGGUGAUCUUGAAGGUGUUCAUGGCACUGAUGGUCUACGUAACUUUCGCUCUUAACUUCUGGGUCCCAUUCGAAUUGAUUGGCUCUUUCUGCUUAUCCAAUAUGGGCUUCAUUUUUCCUGCUUUCAUUGAGCUGAGCCUCGACUGGGAAUCACCUGGUCUUGGUUUCAUGAAAUGGAGACUCAUCAAAUUUAUCAUAAUACUGAUAUUCGGAACUAUACUGUGCGUUGUUGGUACAGUACAAAAUGUGAAGGAAUUGAUUAAAGAAGUUUUCUUGAGCGGAGAUUAA